Molecule: messenger RNA, 4389 nt
Organism: Entrophospora sp. SA101
Lineage: Eukaryota; Fungi; Glomeromycota; Glomeromycetes; Entrophosporales; Entrophosporaceae
Source: the annotation of a GenBank genome assembly
AUGGAAGGUGUGUCUGGGCAUAAAACUAUAAAACACAAGAAGGUGAUACAAUUUACUGCUAUAAAUGAUAACAAUAAACUCGCAGAAGUUGAAAAACCCAAAGAUCCAUUUGAUGCUCCAUUACGAGAAUGCGAGACACUCUAUAAUUUAGCUUUACGAAGCGAUCUUCAAAAAGCAAGACAACUAUAUCAUAAACUCUUAAAGCACGACUUAAUGCAGGAUUCCUUAUUUCAGGAAUCAGACAACAGAACAUCAUUAUCACAAAGAAUCACUAGAUUAAAAUUUUGUGCAUUAAAAAAUUAUGCUGAAAAUUUAGAUCAUGAAUAUCUUCAUAAUAAAUCAAAAAUUUCUGCUCAAGACGCAAUUGAAUAUUUUCAAAAGAUUGAUUCAACUGAUCAGAGUAUAUGGCUCAAGAUUGGAAAUCUUGCUAUUUCUGAUGAAGUCAACGAUCUCCCAUUAGCAGAAAAUGCAUUUAUAAAUGCACUUGAAGAUUUAAAUAUUUUUGAUAAUUCAAUAGACAAGCCAUUGAAAUAUACAUUUCUUUCUCCAAAUCGUAAGGAAGCUUUAGAAAAUCUAUCUAAGCUAUUAUAUGAUACAGGAUCUUUUGAAAGAUGCCUAAAUAUAGUUGAUAAAGGCAUAACUCUUGAUCCUGAAAAUGGAUUUCUAAACCAAUUAAGAUACCAACUUUUAAAUGAUACCUGGGUUAAACUUAUUUUACCACAAAAUUAUUAUGAAAUUGCUCCUCCUAUAAAAAAACCUAUAAAUUUCAAAUAUAUACAAAGACAUAUUAGAACGAUGAGUUACAUUAGUCAUACUCCGAUGAAUUCAUUGUGUUUUGUUUUAAACACUUAUACAUGGAAUGAUCUUGGAGAACUUUUAAUAAGAAUUUGCGAUAAAAUAGCUACAGAAAAAUGUCAUAAAAGUGAUGAUUCCAAUUUUCCUGCUUCGAGUCCUCAUAUUUAUAUAGAUUUAAAAAAUUAUCAAGAAAAAACUUUUAUAGACAAUGAUAUUAAUGGUGCUUGUCAAAAACGCAAAAGAAAGGAUACAACAACAAAUACUGAUUAUACCUGUGGAAAAUCAAAGGUUGCAAGGUAUGGACUUAACAGAAGAGCUCGUACUAAACAAAAUGAACAAAUCGAUUCGUUUAAUCGUAAACGAGAUGAAGAAACAGAAGAAUUUACAAACAAAAUAGAGUCAAUUAUUAAGAAAAUUAAUCCUGAAUAUUCUAUUAGAAAUAAACAUCCAUCCGAAGAAGUUGAUAGAUUCUUAUUAUUCUUCGACAAGCUAUGGAUGAACCACGUAUCCAUCGAAGAUCAUGAAGCGAUAAUUAAAGAGGCUAAAAAUAACCCAAGAUCAAAAUUAUCUUCUGACUCUAGUUUGUACAUGUUUAUUCCUCAUACAAACCCACCUCCCCCUGAUCCAUAUUUUGAUGAAACUCAAGUUGGAGAAAUGUUUGUAGAUUCAGAAGAUUCAGAUCAAGAAAUAAAAAAGAAAACUCUCUGGCUGUGUCGUUGGCCAGAAGGGUUAAAAGACAUUGUAAGAGAUAUUAUUAACAGAAUAUAUGAACAGUUUAUAGAUAUGUUAUCAAAUACCUGUUCUGCAUGGAAUGGUGACGAUGGAAAUGCAGCAAUAAUGAUGGAUGAAAGUGAAACAUCCCCUUUCCAAAAAAGGAAGCAACUUUCAGAGAUUUUAUUGGCUUUUUUUGAAUUUGCUAUUGAUUCUCACAUAUCUAGAUCAGGAGAAUAUAUAAACGAAGAUGAUAAUCAAGCUACUUCUAGCAUUUCUUUAAAAACAUCUUUAGAAUGGCAAUUAGUAAUAGAAGAUUGUGAAUGGUCCCUCAUUUCUUCAAACUGGAAUUUCUCCAGUUAUUUACUUGAUUUAGAAGCAAAGAUAGAAAAAUCUAUUGGCGAUGUUGGAAAACUACAAUGUCAUUACAAAAAAUGGAAGGAAUGGUCACAUCAAUUACUUACAAGAUAUUGGUGGUGCAAAGGCAAAAUGUCUUUAUUUUUAAAAAAUCCAGAAAGGGCAAUGUCUUCUUUUAAAGAACUUACUUUGCUUACCGAAAUUAAUGAUAUUUUAUUGACAAAUAGUUCAUUUGAUCCAUAUAUAAAUAACACAACCAUAAAUAAUAAAAUUGACUUGUUAGAAUCUCAAAAAGAUUUACCACAAGACAAUUGGUCACGUACAAUAUUACACUUUAUAGACUCAGUAAACUUUUUGUUGAAUUGUGUUUCGGAUAAUAUUGAUGAAGAUUUGGUUGUUCAAUUUUGGACUACCAUACAUUCAAUUAAUGAAGCACUUUCGAAAGUUACUAAUGCCAUAAAGGAUGGUCAAUCUAUAGAACUUUCUACUGCUGAAUAUGAUAUUAGUGAACCACUUAAUGUCCUUUGUAUUCGUGUUUGGAUAUUAUUUUAUUAUAUAUUACGUGGAGCUCCUUCAUAUGUGGAGAAUGAUGAUUUUGCUGAAUUUCUUGCAACUGUUCAUGAUCAAUUAGGCGCUCGAAGGAUUUGUUGUUCAGAUAAUGGUUCAUUUUUAAAAUUUUGCCUCAACACAUUUGCUGAAUUGGAUGCAUCCGAAAACCUUCAACAUGAAUACCAAUGUUGUCACUGUUUAUAUGGAGUUUCAUUAACUAUUGAUGCAGAAUUGCCAUGGGAUCAUGACGUGCCAGCAAUUGAAUUGGAUUUUGAAACUGCAAAAUUAAUUUAUAGAAGAGUAAGAAAUUUUAUAAGUGAAAAAUCAUCAAAAACCUGGGUGUUCAAAAACGAUAUCAAAGAGUUUUUAGACGCUAUGGCUUCUAUAGUGGAACCACCAACAGAUGAAAAAUUAAAAAAAUGUAGCUAUAGAACACAACAUUACUUAGAAGAUGAAAUCUGUUUUUAUGAAGCUGUUCAGUAUCAAGAGCAUGAUCAUUAUAUUAAUGAUCUCGCUGCAAUUUCUUGUGAUGAGGAGAAUGAUAUUUCAGAUCUUUAUUAUUUUCGUGGCAAAAUCUUACACCAUCAAUUCAAAAGUCGUUCAUCAAAAUCAAAUCAAUAUAAAGCGAUUGAAUUAUUGGAAAAGGCAAUAGAACAAUUCACAUUAGAUUAUUACAUCUGCCCAUUAAGAUAUUCAACUUGGUAUGCCCUCGGCUCCUGUUAUGCUAGUUUGGCUGAUGAAUCUUUAACGUGGAAUGCUAUUGAAAUUGUUAAUAGUCAUGCAAAAAUUACAGAAUUUCAAAAGAAAUCUUUUCUUUGUUUUGUAAGAUCUGCUAAAAUUUUAACUUGGUUUCCGAAUCAUCAUGCACCUACUUCACCAACCGAAGAAAUUAAUUUCUGGCGAGAAUUUGGAUAUCUUGUUUAUUCAAUGACAACUGAACCUAUGUCAAUGGAAGCCUUCAAAUUGAAUCCGGAUCAUUCUGACAUCUGGCGUAAACCUAAUCCCAAUGAUUUAUAUGCAUUUGCAGCACAUUGUUUUGGUAGAGCAUUAGAAUCGGAAAAACUACUGUUUAAAAAGUUAAAGGUAAAUGAAAGCAACGGCAAUUCAAUAAUAUAUGAAGAAGAUUGGAGAUUGCCAUACAUGCUUGGAAAGUGUUAUCAAAAGCUAGGAAAAUCAGCAGAGUCGGUACUAUGUUUAUAUAAAUUAGCAGUUGAUAGAACUCCGGAAAAAUCAGGAAUAAUUGGACAAGAAAGACUAGUAGAUACGGAAUAUAAGUUAACAUCUACAUUGGCAAAAUUUAUGAUAACCAGUAAAAUUAAGCCAUAUUUUGUAGAGGAAAUGCUGUCAGAUAAUUCAGGCGCACCAUUACAUUUAAAGCCAUCAGAUAAAGAUCCUGGUAGUUUUAAUAUGGAAAGGCCAGAAUAUCAAUAUGCAUACAAUUUAAUUUCUUCAAGAAUAGCUGAUAUUCGUAAAAUGGACAAAAAUAAAUGGCAACAUCGACCUGUAUUUAGGCAUGCAUGGUUAACUUAUCAUGUUGAGCGGAAAUCAGAAGAAGCCAAAUUGAUAUUACAAAAUCUUUUCCAGUUGAAAGUCACAUCUAAAGCAAUGAUGAAUGUAUGGAAACCAGAAUUUGAAAGAUCAGGAAGACAUUUUGUAUAUGUUCAUCAGUACAUUCGAUUUCUUAUCGAAUUGGCAAGGAUUACUCUUGAUGUUGAAUGUUUGGAGACAAUAUCAAAAAAAUUGGCUAAAGCUUCAAACAUAGUUUUAAAAGAAGAUAUAAUAAAGGUUGAGUUGGAAAAUGCGUUCAAAUACGUUGAAAGAGAGCAUCAAAAGGCCGUGUUGGAUGGCAUGCAACAACAAAACUCUGAUAAUGAAUUAAAUGAACAAUCGAAUAUGAUGUCGGUAUCAGCAUUAAUAUCACAAGAAAAUGAUGACUCACCAAUAAACAUUGGUUUUGGUGAACCAUCAUCAGAAUAA